AUGCGCGGCUUGGAAAAAGUGGGUGUCGCUGUGCGUGUUGGUGGUGGAGCGUCGAUGCGCAGAGGACUUUAAAACCAGUAAACGCGCGGUGGCACACGGUGGUGCGAGCCCAGGGACCGGGACCGUGCUGUCUAGUCGUACUCGGACGGAUUUGAUACGGACGCGUUCCCGUCUCGCCGUGAAGCGUUUCGACGCGAUGUGUGCGUAAAGCUGCACUUUCCGUGCGCGGUGGUCUGACCCGCGAUUCGUUUAUGGGGACGGUGCAGCGUUUUCGGCACUCUCAAAUCUGUGAACUGGGAAAUGGUAACGUAUGAACCACAGUGGAAGGAACAUGGUUGAGAGGACCAGUAAAUUUUUAUUCAUCGUUGUGGGAUCGGUCCUUUUCAUGUUGAUUUUGUAUCAGUACGUGGCUCCGGGGAUGAUGAACUUCGGGUCCCCGCACGGGUACCUCGUUGAAGACGAUGCGGAUAUUUUCCCAACUCCCGAUCCACAUUACGUCAAGAAAUAUUAUUUCCCCAUCAGAGACUUGGAACGCACGGUGGAUUUUCAGAUAAAAGGGGACGACGUUAUAGUCUUCCUUCACAUUCAGAAAACGGGAGGGACGACAUUCGGACGGCACCUGGUACAAAACGUUCGAUUAGAAGUUCCUUGCGACUGCAGACCGGGCCAGAAAAAGUGUACCUGUUACCGACCGAACCGUAAAGAAACCUGGCUCUUCUCUCGGUUCUCUACCGGCUGGAGUUGUGGUUUACAUGCCGACUGGACCGAGCUGACCAACUGCGUGCCAGGGGUUCUAAAUAAGAAAGAGAGCAAAAUGCAAAACCAAAGGAAGUUCUACUACAUCACCCUGCUGCGCGACCCCGUGUCGCGCUACCUGAGCGAGUGGCGGCACGUGCAGCGAGGAGCCACGUGGAAGACGUCUCUGCACAUGUGCGACGGGCGCACGCCCACCCCGGCCGAGCUGCCUCCCUGCUACGAGGGGGCGGACUGGGCUGGCUGCACGCUGCGCCAGUUCAUGGAGUGCCCGUACAACCUGGCCAACAACCGGCAGGUGCGCAUGCUGGCCGACCUCAGCCUGGUGGGCUGCUACAACAUGUCCUUCGUGCCCGAGAAACGGCGAGCGCAGCUGCUGCUGGAGUCGGCGAAGAAGAACCUGCGCGACAUGGCCUUCUUCGGCCUGACGGAGUUCCAGCGCAAGACGCAGUACCUGUUCGAGCGUACCUUCCGCCUGCGCUUCAUCCGCCCGUUCGUGCAGUACAACAGCACGCGGGCGGCCGGCGUGGACCUGGACGAUGGCACGGUGCGCCGCAUCGAGGAGCUGAAUGAGCUGGACAUGCAGCUGUACGACUACGCCCGCGACCUCUUCCAGCAGCGCUACGUGUACAAGAGGCAGCUGGAGAGGCGUGAGCACCGGCAGCGUGGAGGGGUGGGGGGCGGGGCCGGCGACAGCGCGGCCCGCGACGAGGCGGUGGAGGCGGAGGCCUCACGGCUGCCCACGGAGGACUACAUGAACCACAUCAUCAACCGCUGGUAGCCCACCCCCAAGCCCCCGGAAGGGGGGGGGCAUCCGAAGCAGGGGAGCGGGGAGGGGCGCUGCUCCGUCACCCGAGCACGCGCCCCUUAUCUCUCUGCGGAUGGCAGACGGCGUUCCCGGCCCCUUUGGAGCGCCGUGGGAAAACCAGGAGUCACGGCAGAGCCUCCAAGACUGAGCGAAGCAACAAUUACGUAAAGCGGUUUUCCCGCCUAAACGUCUGCUGCCAUUUCAGCCAUGAAUUAGGUUUUAUUUGUUUGUUUGUUUUCAGGGUCCUCAUGUUUUUUAGCACUGACACCAACAAUGCUACCUAAGGGUUAGUAGAUGGAAUCGGAACAGCUUGUCUUAGCCGGCGUUGGGAGACCCGGCCCACUUCCUGUCCCUGUUUUGUUGCGCGUUGGACCAUAGCCAUUAUUUAAGCCAUCCGUAUGCCGCAAGGGACCCGUGGUCGGUCAUAUGCACGGACGUGCUCGUGGUGAAUGUGAAGCUUUUGGUGUCACUGACCUCCACCCAGCCUCCAGCAGGUGGGGCAGAACACGGGACGGGGUGUCAGCGGGGACCGACCAGCGUGGCCCUGACCCCCGAAAGCUAUAGAGGUGAACUGGAGACCGGUGAGGUGGACGGCACCCGUGGGGAAAUCGAGGGAGAAUGCCGCCUCACUUUUUUUCAAAGAUGAGUUCAGAGGUGUGCAACCAUGUGCAGUAUCGAGACAGCUCCUUUGUGUUGGGCUAUUGCAAGAAUGUUGCUGUGUGUGUGUGUGUGUGUGUGUGUGUGUGUGUGUGUGUGUGCGCGUGUGUGUGUGGGAGGGAGAGAGAGAUGCUAAACCCCCAAUCAUAGAGAAGUAGCAGACAUGGCCUUUCUAUAUGUCCUCACUGAUCUCAAUUCUAUCUGACUACUCACAUGUGUAUGCAAAGGAGAUAAUGUGAGAAGUGUGUGUGUGUGUGUGUGUGUGUGUUUGUGCAUUUUACUGAGUCUGAAUGAAUGUAUCAUGGAUGGAUAUUUGUUCAUGUGUGACUAGGCUUUUCCUGUGUGUGUGUGUACGUGUGCACGCGUGCGUGUGUGUGUGUUUGUGAUCUCUUGAAGCCGUGGACUUCAGGGACUGAAGCUAAAGCCAGUAAGGGAACGAGGAAGCCCGUGACCUCCCAAACAUGCUGCUAAACGCAGCAUGUCACACGGCUGAGCGCCCCGGCAAAGCUCAGGGAGCCGAGACCCACGUGCACUGUCUGCGGACGCGAGUUAUCCCACUGGAAGUCUCCCGCGCCCCGUUCAGCCUGCCCCCCACAGCCCGGUGGCGAAGGCCCACCAGAGCUUGGCCGUCGGACCGCGCCUCACAGCUGUGGUGCCUGCACCUUUCAGCCAUGUUUAUCUGGUUAUUUAACCAAGUCUGGAAAUCCUUUUAUCUGGAAGUUUGUUGUUGUUUUGUUUUGUUUUUUUUAAGUUUCAUGGCAACAAGACUUCCCUCAACUUUGGGUCGCUCUGUUGAUGUAAUGCUACAUCCUCUUCUGAAAAAAAAAAAAAACAACAAAAAAACAGUGGGGGAUCUUUCAGGGUCUGGCAACCCGAGCUACGGCUGCAGCGAACUCGGGUUCUUCUACGGAUGUGUCGUGCUAGAGGCGGGCUCCGUCCGUUUCUCAAAUCCCCUGCCUUAUGUUAAGGAGGGUGGAGUCACGGCCUGGGCCCGCCCCUCUCUUGUUGCCACGGGAGGCGGGGUUUUUUUUUAGAUCUGCCUGCAGUGUUCGGCGGGCGCAUUGCUCGGUUUCUUUAAAAGCUGUGACUGAAUCAAAAUGUAUACGAUUGGAAGUAUUACAGCACUGGACAGUUCGUGAACUUUGCCCCCCAGAUCAUGUGUUCUUCUCAUCCCACGUCCUUUGACCUUUGCCUUUCUUUCCCUUUAGCAUUACAAACAUGGAUCAUCAAAGCAAAAUAAAAGAGAAGUUUCAUUUUUAUAUAUUA
Messenger RNA from Electrophorus electricus (electric eel), 3484 nucleotides. RefSeq names its product heparan sulfate 6-O-sulfotransferase 1a (gene hs6st1a). NCBI's taxonomy places the organism in Eukaryota, Metazoa, Chordata, Actinopteri, Gymnotiformes, Gymnotidae. Gene Ontology annotation, cellular component: membrane. The record is from RefSeq and is a predicted model, not a curated record. Gene Ontology annotation, molecular function: heparan sulfate 6-sulfotransferase activity.